AUGCGUUUCUCCUCUGCUGCUAGCCUUUUGGCCCUCGCUGCGUCGACCGCGGCCCAGGGCACCUCCCCCAAGUCCGAUCUUGACGCUUCCGUUUGGCAGGCCCUCAGCAGCGUCAAGGAGACCCGAUCCUGGGAGGACCUCCCCCGCAACCGUCCCGCCAAGCGCCAGUCCGGAUGGAACCCCCCCUCGAACCUCGCCACCCCCCUCAAGGAGGUCUGGGAUCACUGCCUCAAGACCUACUCUGACGCCCUGGGCUUCAAGAACUACGGCUGGGACCAGCUCAUUGCUGGCAAGGGCAAGCUGAACAUGUGCGUUCGAUGGGAGUCUGACCAGCCCGUCACUGCUGCCUACCGUGAGGAGAUUGCCACCACUCUCCAGACUCAGUACAACAAGUGGUUCAAGUGGCUCUACGGCUACGACAACUUCCCCUACUCGGACAUCAAGGUCAACGUCGUUGGAUGGGCUGUCAAGGACAAGAGCCUCCUCCAGGGUUCCACUGCUGGCAUUGACGUCUACACUGACGUCGACUCUGAGGGUGUUCCUCAGUGCUCUGAGAAGUGCGGCCGCUUCUUCCACCAGGAUGGCAACUACAACCAGUGCCCCGGUGGUGCCGACCGACACUACGACCAGUCCCUCUGGCUGACCAAGGGUAUGGCCGGUGGUGCUGGUGGUGAUUGGGGUCAGAGACUUGGCCCUGAGGGUGUCGGCCACAUUCUCCUGCACGAGAUGGGCCACACCUUCGCCCUUGACGACUUCUAUGACUGGACCCCUACUGGUGUCACCAACUUCGUCAUGCUUGCUGGUUCUUCCACCACCAUCACUGACUUUGAUGGCUGGAUGCUCCGCAACUGGUGGUACGAGCUCUCCCGCAAGCGAGGCUGGCAGUCGGGUGUCUCUUCCGGCUCUAGCUCCGGCAGCUCUUCUCCCUCGGCUGCCGCCUCUAAGCCCGCCACUACCGCCGCCGCCUCCAAGCCCACCUCGACCAAGGCCGCCGCCUCUAAGCCUACCACGACUCAGGUUUCCAAGCCCGCUACGACCAAGGCCUCGACUCCCGCUGCCCCUACUGCCCAGACUGGUGCUACCGCCGGUGCCUACGCUCAGUGCGGCGGUGCCUCUUACACCGGUCCUACCACGUGCGUUUCCGGCUUCAAGUGCAUCAAGGCCAACGAGUGGUAUUCUCAGUGCGUCUCGGCUUAA
Molecule: messenger RNA, 1197 nt
Organism: Fusarium keratoplasticum
Lineage: Eukaryota; Fungi; Ascomycota; Sordariomycetes; Hypocreales; Nectriaceae
Product: CBM1 domain-containing protein
Exons: 2
Coding region: 1-1197 (398 amino acids)
Biological process (GO): carbohydrate metabolic process
Cellular component (GO): extracellular region
Molecular function (GO): cellulose binding
Source: RefSeq, a predicted model, not a curated record